Messenger RNA from Lactuca sativa (garden lettuce), 2484 nucleotides. Lineage: Eukaryota; Viridiplantae; Streptophyta; Magnoliopsida; Asterales; Asteraceae. The record is from RefSeq and is a predicted model, not a curated record.
CAAGUCAUCAGUCCCUCUGAUUUCUAAACCAGUCAAUCUCAUUUCGCAUAACCAGAUUUUUUCUUUGUAUUCCUAUUUCGAAACCCUAUUUUUUAACUUGCUAAUUUUGUUUUGUUAUUGUAAUUCUGGUUGCUCUGGAUCUUGAGUUACAGGGAAUUCGAUUCGUUUAGCCAAAGCUUUUACGGGAUAAAUAGUGCGUAUAAGAAUUCACUCUUGCAGAAGGUUUUGUAUUUGACCUUUGAAGGGAUUCGAUAACUUGAUGUGUCAGCUAUGUGCUGCAUAUUUUCUUGAAUUAAGAAGGUUUGACAAGUAUCAAGAUAGUUCUCCAACCUUUCUCAUCAUUGAUGUUUUUGAAUAUCAUUAGCAGGAAGUGUCUUAAUGAGCAACAGCCAAGGAGGGAGCAAGGGUCAACAGGUGAAUAAUUGUGUGAAAUCUGAGUAUCAGGGAGAUGUGAAUAGAUUUGUGAGUAUAGGACCAGGUUCACAGGGAGAUGAUGAGUCAAGAACUAGUAGAAUUGAUGAAAAUGUUCAAGAUAGAUGCAAUCAGGUAGCAGUGGAAGUGAAUCCCAAUGCCCCUCCUCAAGCACCUCCACAACAGCUUCAAGGUUCAUUGGUCCACUGGGAGAGGUUUCUACAUGUUAGAUCCAUUAAGGUCAUGUUGGUUGAAGAUGAUGAUUGUACACGUCACAUUGUAACUGCAUUGCUUCGCAACUGUAAUUAUGAAGUUAUUCAAGCUGCCAAUGGACUUCAAGCCUGGAAGAUCUUGGAAAAUCUAUCCAAUCACAUUGACAUUGUUUUAACUGAAGUAGUCAUGCCUUGUCUUUCAGGAAUCGGUCUUUUAUGCAAGAUUAUGAGCCACAAGACACGCAAGAAUAUCCCUGUGAUCAUGAUGUCUUCUCAUGAUUCAAUGGGUUUGGUUUUUAAGUGUUUAUCAAAAGGUGCAGUAGACUUUUUAGUGAAGCCUAUUCGGAAAAAUGAGCUUAAAAACCUUUGGCAACAUGUAUGGAGGAGGUGUCACAGUUCAAGUGGUAGUGGAAGUGAAAGUGGUACACAAGCUCAAAAAUCUGUAAACUCAAAAAGCAAUGUAAGGUACGAUAACAGCAGCAAAGAUGGGGAUGACAAUGAGAACACCAGUGGUGGUAGUGAUGAUGGUAGUGGCACUCAGAGUUCUUGGACAAAACAUGGUAUUGAACGUGAAAGCCCGGAAUCAGCAAUUCCAUCCAACCAAAUAUCUGAGCAUCCAGACAGCACUUGUGGCAUAGUUAUCCGUUCUCUACAAACUCAACCAAUAAGAGACACCAAUAAUCACAAACCACAACCCUAUACAGAUAACGAUGAAAAUGGCAAAGAGAUUGCAACAAGCAUGGAAAAUGGGAAAACUGAAAAGAUUAUGAAUGCCAACGGAAUCCAUGAUUCCAAUGGAGUAGAAACUGAAGAGCUUGGCACAAAAAGGGCACGUCCUCCAUCUAACAGUGACGAGGAAGAAGUUCAAAAUGGCUGCAAUAUAUUGCGACAUUCAGAGCUUUCAGCCUUCACAAGGUAUAAAACAACCUCAAAUGCUAUAAAGUGUACUCCUGGAAUCAUUGCUAGCUGUUCUCAACCUGAUAAUAGAUCCAACAUGGUGAAGAAAGAAUCCAAACGUGAUGUGCAUUCAGAAGGAUAUCUUAUUUAUCAAGGCUCAAGUGAGCAAGUGAUACCAAAUGACAUGACACCUGGCAAUGGCAAUGUGGUCCAUGAUCAAGAGCUUCACAUCCAUCAUCAUCACCAUGUCCAUCAUUACCAUAACAUAGAAACAGAUGAGCCAUUGCCAAUGUCAAAUGAUGAUGAUGAUGAUGAUGAUGAUGAUGAUGAUGAUUUUGGUCUAACACAGUUGGCUGCAGAUGCCCCACAUUGUGGAUCAUCAAAUAUCAUGGGUGGUGGUAAUGGUAAAGCAGAAGCUAACCUACAAAAUUACAGUUUAAACAAAAGUGCAUCAGGCAGCAGACAUGGAAGCAACGUGCCAAAUGCUGUGAAUUCUGAAGUUGCAAAAUUAGAAAAUGAUGUUUGUUUAGGUGACAAAAAUAAAAUAACAGACAAUGACAAUGACAAUGGCAACGACAUAUCUACACAGAGAAAAGCAGCCUUGACUAAGUUUCGCCAAAAAAGAGAACUCAGAUGCUUUCAGAAGAAGGUGAGAUAUCAAAACAGAAAGAGAUUGGCAGAACAAAGGCCACGUGUACGAGGACAAUUUGUGAAGGGAAAAAGUCGCGACAGUUCCACUAAUGCUGCUGAUGGCUAGUUAUCAGGUUGGUUGGUGUCAAGACUUGAUGUUAAAUACUUAGAAACUUGAAAACAUAAUAAACCUUUAUAACUUGGCUUUGCAGAUUUACUGCUAUGUGUAUGAUUUAAUAUAUAUGUAUAUGGCAAUUUUAGUAUUGUUGAGGGAAAUAGCAAUGUACUCUCAUUGAUUUAUCUAUUAUAACAUCAUACUUUUUAUUUUGAAAAA